AAACACCUUAUUUUAUGUGAUUCUAAAAUCCCCUAUGUGAAAAAUGAAUGGUGGAAAAACGAUUUGAACCAUUUCCACAGACAACUGGUAGUAAGUAAAAAAAUAUUUGUACAUUGUAUUCAACAUUUUGGCUUGUAAGGAACAUUUACACGAUUUUGCAGGCAUUUGUUUCAGGUUGUAUAUACCAAUUAAUUGUGUAUUACAGCCUGAUUAAUCCGACUAGCUAGCUAGCUGCUUCAGCCAUGCUAAAAAUAAAAGUAAUGUAUGCCUUUUAACUAUCUGCAUUGCAUAUAUCUCUAUUAAUUAUCAACUCAUGCAAGUAAUCAAUAGUUUUUCUGGAUUUGGGCAGACAAAAACAAAAUCCUCCAUCCAUUUCCCUGAGAGCAACACUGGAAAGAUGAGCAGUCCUCCCAAAUCGACAACCAUACCUCACAUUGUAAAAGAGGAGGUAGAUAUGAUAUAAUAACAUGUACAUUGUGUGGUGUAAAUGAGUCUCUUGGUUUAGCUAUAUCACAUUACUCAACGGUAUUCUCUUCAGGUCAUUGCAUCUGGGAAAUGGUUGAAACUUGAGAAGACCACGUAUGUGGACCCUGUUGGAAACACAAGGUAUGGAACAGAUCAAUGAGUUGCAUAAGUUACUUUUGAUAAAAAAUAUUUGUUCCCUUUUACAAUUCAUUUCUGUCUUUCAAUAGAACUUGGGAGACUACGAAAAGGACAACCAGACAGGCCAACGCAGCAGAUGGUGUGUGUGUGUACAUACAUUUCAUACUGAUGGAUAAGCAGUGACAUUAUAGAAAUUGAUUCCUGUGUUAUAUUCCAGGUGUGGGGAUCAUCGCCCUUCUGAAGAGGACCCUCCACAAAGACUGCGUUGUCAUGGUGAAGCAGUUCCGUCCACCAAUGGGGUGCUGUACCCUAGAGUUCCCUGCAGGUGACAUGGGUUUACAGUCACAUCUCAAAACUCUGUUCAGACGCAGUGUAUGUAGGCCUGUCAUUGCUGUGUUUUGCCCUUCUGUGUUCUGAUAUCUGUGUUUGCUGUCUGUGUGUUUUUUUUGCUGUUGCUCAGGUCUGAUUGACGAGGGUGAGAGUGCAGAGACUGCUGCUCUGCGAGAGCUGAAGGAGGAGACUGGUUACAAGGGGGAGGUGGUGGGAGUCACCCCAGGUAGGUCUAAUGAACACACACACUCAAAACACAGGACCGAUUAUGUCCAUGUUCCAUCAGCGAGGAGAAAUUCAAUAUGCCUGUGAUCCUCCUUUCCUCUCCCCUUCUCCUGACCUCGCAGUGACCUGCUUGGACCCUGGCCUCUCUAACUGCACCACACAGAUCGUCAUGGUGAACAUCAAUGGAGACGACCUCGAAAACACCAACCCCACACAGCAGCUGGGUAAGUUAGGGGUCAGACUCUUGGAAUGUUAUGAAUCUAGAAAAUGGGAUACAAUGUUUUUUAUUGUCAAGCUGAUAUGUAUUGUACAUUGUCCUGAACUUGUUCUUAUUUCUCUGCUUUCCUCCCUCUCUUUUACUAUUUUCCAGGUGAUGGAGGUAAAUCUUUUUUUCUUCAUAAUCACACUUUUGGUAUUUAUCCACUAUUAGAAUAACGUUGACCUAAAUCUUAUUCUGGCCUCUGUUUUACUUCCAGAAUUUGUUGAAGUUCUUCUUCUACCUCUUGAUGAAUUCCAGAGUAAAAUUGAUGGUGAGCAACGAUUGAAGUUUCUUCUUCACAAUUCAUAAGUCAUAGUGGAAUCCAAUUUGAGACAGAAAAGCAUACUAUUACCGUUAUUAUAUUCUGCUUGUGAUUACCUGAAGAGAUCAUAUUUGCAUGAUUUCCCCCCCUCCUACAGACCUGAUGAAGAAGGAGAAGAUUGUGGUGGACUCUAAGGUUUACAUCUACGGCAUGGGGAUGUCCCAGGCCUUCUUUAAACCCAAUGAACUCAGAGUGCUCAAACAGUGAGAGAAGGAUGGGGAGAGAAAGUAAAGUGGAGAGAGUAAACUAGAUUGAUGGGAAUAGAGGGAGAGUGCAUUAGGCUGCCUACUCUUUUGUUGUAGUCUCUGUUAUACUACGAAUAUGGACUAAACCAGGGAUGACACUGUCAACAGGGUGGCCAUUUUGUGGCUUUAAGCUGUUGUCUUGGGGAUCAGUCCAUGAGAUUCAUGGAGUGUUACCCUACAGCUUGUAUUAUCUAAGACCCACC
This is a messenger RNA of Coregonus sp. 'balchen', 2187 nucleotides long. The record is from the annotation of a GenBank genome assembly. NCBI's taxonomy places the organism in Eukaryota, Metazoa, Chordata, Actinopteri, Salmoniformes, Salmonidae.